UUUGUUGUUUCAAAUCAAGUAAUUGAUUAUCUCGAGAUGAAGCCCACCGUUGUGGCCGACGAAAUGUUUCCCGAAGGCGCUGGUCCAUAUAUGGAUCUUGAAGAGGCUGGUGGAUCCAGUGGAUUGUUGAUGGAUCUUGCUGCUAAUGAAAAAGCGGUGCAUGCUGACUUUUUCAAUGAAUUCGAUGAUUUGUACGAUGACGAGGAUCUGAACUGAUGAAUACUGUGCUCAGCAAAGAUCUUAAAUUCUUUUCAACUUGAUAAGUUCGAGUAAUACUGUCGUGAUAAUUCGUGGAAGAAAAUGAAAUCUUCACAAUACUGAAUAAACUGUUCUUAUAAAAAUAUGUGUUUCUUCAUUGUAAAAUAAUUUUGUUCGACAUUCAUUUCACUUUCGUGUGAAUUACUAUGAAGUUCCCAGAUACCAGUCUGAGUUUUUUUUAAUAUAAAAUUAACUGUAUAAAUAAAUUAAUAAUGAAACUAAACAUCACGAAUUGCUGUAUAACUCAGAUUUCAGGAUGCUGUUAAAAUCUGAGCAGAUUUAUCUACAUAGACCACAAAUGACAACCAAAAGUAGCCAAUAAUAGAAAGAACUUAGUUAACUGAAAAUGAUACUAAUUUAUUCAAGUGGCAUUGAAAAAUAUUUACAUCUAGCCAGAAUAUAGUGCCUCAUAUAUCAAUUGAAAAUAAAAAUUUUGUAUUAGCCUAAAUAAUGGCAAAAAUUCAGACAAGCUUAAGUAUAGCAUGAACAAUAUAAUAAUUUAAUAACGACCAAUUAAAAUAAAUGAAAGGUCCAAAUUUAUUUACAAUCAUUCAAUUAAUCCAGCUAUUUAUGAAAUGUUGUAAUAAUUAUCGUGUACAAGACACUUUUCUGGCAGAUAACCGAAGUUUCUGCUUUACAGACCCUGUCCUCAUGGUACCUAUUCAGUGUUAGAUCAGUUACCAUCAGUAACACAUGUUUGUAGGUAGCUGACCUCUAAAAUCAUUUACAAACCUAAACAUAGGUUGCAAUUAUUA
Molecule: messenger RNA, 1013 nt
Organism: Diprion similis
Lineage: Eukaryota; Metazoa; Arthropoda; Insecta; Hymenoptera; Diprionidae
Product: COP9 signalosome complex subunit 9
Exons: 3
Coding region: 37-216 (59 amino acids)
Biological process (GO): negative regulation of protein neddylation
Source: RefSeq, a predicted model, not a curated record